GUAUGGUCAAUGGGAUAGGUGUUACCUCCUGCAGUUGUGAUGGAAUUGGUGCCAUGGUAUGGAGUCAAAGUAUGCAGCCGAGACAGAUCGGGCGUGACAUGGGUGUUUGCGCCAGUGUCCAGAUGCCAGUUCGAACUAGAUUCAGCAGAUUGAUUUGCAUAAAACGCCUGCGGAGGACCAGCAUAUGAUUCAUCGUAGCGGUGCCAACAAUUCCAGACCGCAUGGCCAAGCUUCCCACAGAGUUGGCACGUGAUGGACCCCCGGCCACCUCCUCUGCCGCGUGCGUCGUCGCGGUACUGUGGCUGCCGGCAACCUCUGCCGCCGGGCUGACCGCCGCGGUGAGGAUCCCUACAUGGACUAGGAUUCACCAAAAGAAGGAAAAACUCAGCCACUUCCGUUUCUACUGGCACGACGUCCUGAGCGGCAAAAACCCGACGUCCGUCAUGGUCAUCCCGCCGCCGGGAAACUCCACCACCGGGUUCGGCUACGCCAACAUGAUCGACAACCCGUUGACCCUCCGGCCGGAGUUGACCUCCGACUGCGUCGGGAGGGCCCAGGGGCUGUACGCGUCGGCGUCCCAGCAGGGGAUUGGGUUCUUGAUGGUCAUGAACUUUGCGUUCAUCGAAGGGAAGUAUAACGGGAGCACCCUCACGGUGGUCGGCCGGAAUCCGGCGAUGGACGCGGUGAGGGAGUUGUCGGUGGUCGGCGGCAGCGGGCUUUUCCGGUUCGCCCGGGGUUACGUUCAGGCAAGGACGCAUUGGCUUGACUUGGAAACCGGUGACGCGACCGUUGAAUACAAUGCAUAUGUUUUGCAUUAUUGACUUGUUACUAUCUACACGUACUAUCUUUUUUUGAGUUUGAUUUUUUUUCUUUUUGACGGUAGCAGCUUGAAUAAAUUAUAAUCAUAAAU
Molecule: messenger RNA, 910 nt
Organism: Cuscuta campestris
Lineage: Eukaryota; Viridiplantae; Streptophyta; Magnoliopsida; Solanales; Convolvulaceae
Source: the annotation of a GenBank genome assembly